AUGAGUUAUUCGAAUAAGUUAACAAAAAGACCAGAUAUUGCCAGAUACGCCAAUACUUUAACUUGCACGAUCGAAUACGACAUUGAUCAAACUUUAGAUAUAAAGGAAGAAAUCAUCAUGGAUGAAGAGAUAGUUUCAUUCCCGAAAUAUCGUAAACAAUAUGAGUCAAAUUUUUCCACCGCAGAGAUAAGACAGGAUGAUAUUUUAGUUUCUAGCGAUUUGCAAAGCCUUAAAACCCACACCAUUCAGGAAUCACAAUUAGAAAGUAGAUACAAAUGCGAAAAGUGUGCGCGAAGCUAUACACGGAAAGAGAAUUUGAAUUACCAUAAAAAAUUCCAAUGCGAUGUAAUUCCACAGUUUAGAUGUGAAUUCUGUGGCAAAAAAUUUAAACACAAAUUAAGCAUGAAUAGGCAUAUAGACAAUCUUCAUCUUAAAACAGACAUACGGUCAUCGCAGUGGAAGCAUCAUUGCGACCAAUGUUUUCAAAGUUACAAGUUGGCCAAUUCAUUAUAUAAGCAUAAACGUUUAAAACAUGCAGAAGUCGAACCUCCAUAUAUUUGCAACUCUUGUGGCUUCAAAACAAAAGAAAAGCAUAACUUGUCGUCACAUAUAAUUUCAAGUCAUCUGAAGUGAUAAUUAUUAUGUCCGCGAAACUUAAGGUUUCCUUUGGACGUGUCUCAUACUAGUUGACAAAACUCUUCUUUUUAUUACAUUAAAUUCUUGUAAAAUAUUUAUAGUGAAUAUCACUGUAUAAUAAUCAAUUGUCCUUCUUAGAGUUUGUAAAGGGUAAAUUUACUCUACAUUGAUAUCGACAUAAAUUACUUUUCUCCAAUGUAAAGUUUUUAUUUAAGAAAUAAAUUAGUAUUUUUGCGUAACCACUCUUUUUUAUUUUUAAAUUGAUUCAAUGUUCAGUGAUCAUUUGAAGAAACUUUCGAAGGAAUUAACAACUAGGCCAGAUGAUAGAAAAGAUUCUACUUUUCUUUCUGGUGUCUUUUUGGAAUUUGAGAUUUUAUUUGAAGAACCAUUGAAAAGGUAAAAAUGACAUUUUUCUAUUUUCAGACAAAAGGUACAGAUAUAAACCAGAAUUAUGUCGGAAAAUAAGAGUUAAAAUUUUUCACUGCUGAGAUAAGAGAAGAUGAUACCUUAUGUCUUAAGAUACUGCGAAAGCAAAAGAAGCGAAAAAUUUAGGAAUCAAAAUAGAAACGGGAAAAUUGAUACAAGGGCGAAAAGCGAGUCCGAAGCUAGGAAUUGAAGAAAAGUUUGAGUCGACAUAAAAAAUUCGAACGCGACGUCAUUUCACAGUUCACAUGUAAAUUUUGCGGCAAACGUUUGAAACAAAAAUAUAACAUGAAUAGCCAUAUAGAUGUCCUUCAUAUCGACAUGACUUAU
Belonocnema kinseyi is the source of this 1389-nucleotide messenger RNA. Its product is annotated as zinc finger protein 714-like. NCBI's taxonomy places the organism in Eukaryota, Metazoa, Arthropoda, Insecta, Hymenoptera, Cynipidae. Gene Ontology annotation, molecular function: RNA polymerase II transcription regulatory region sequence-specific DNA binding; DNA-binding transcription factor activity, RNA polymerase II-specific. The coding region runs from base 1 to 633 and encodes 210 amino acids. The transcript is spliced from 2 exons. Gene Ontology annotation, biological process: regulation of transcription by RNA polymerase II. The record is from RefSeq and is a predicted model, not a curated record. Gene Ontology annotation, cellular component: nucleus.